Aethina tumida (small hive beetle) is the source of this 1993-nucleotide messenger RNA. RefSeq names its product EGF domain-specific O-linked N-acetylglucosamine transferase (gene Eogt). Bases 128 to 1882 code for a protein of 584 amino acids. Gene Ontology annotation, molecular function: protein N-acetylglucosaminyltransferase activity. Gene Ontology annotation, cellular component: endoplasmic reticulum lumen. The transcript is spliced from 4 exons. The record is from RefSeq and is a predicted model, not a curated record. Lineage: Eukaryota; Metazoa; Arthropoda; Insecta; Coleoptera; Nitidulidae.
AACCUUGAUAGCACCCACUCGGAAAUGUGAACAAUCCAGUAAAAAAGUGUGCGUAAAAAUGCCCACAGAAAAAUGCAGAUGCAGUUAGUUUAGUUUUUUUAUAGUAUUUACGAGUACACAAAUCGCAAUGUUUAAGUUAUAUGUAGUAUUUACGUUCCUAGUACAAGUUUUAUGUGAUAACUUUACAAGUAUUAACUUACCUGAAGAGCACCUCCAGUACUACUUUAGAAACUUCCCGGACGUGGCGAGGAAAUGCGAGAACGACGAUGCUUGUCCGUAUAAACAGCAUCUAAAUAAGGAUAAGUGCUGGGGUUAUGAGUAUGAUUGCAAAUGGGAGCAACAAUAUUCUGAGCCUCUAUGUCCCGGUGACCAUCGAGGUUGGGUCAAAACGAAGUUUGACCAGAUCAACACGUUUUACACCCAGACUGAUUUUGGAUAUGUAAAGCAGCAGCUGAGGGAAAUGAAAAUUCUUUGUGAACCUCUGUUUCCUGAUGACAGUUCCCUGGAGUGUUCUGAUCAUUUGAGGUUUUGUCGUGGCAGGAAUCUGAUGAUCAAUUUCACUUCUCUGUUAACUAGGGAAGAUCCAAUUAGGUACAAAAUGGAUGUGCUCAAGGAGGGUGAAAUUGGAGGCUAUUGUCAGCUGCAUGCACAAAGAAAGGAAGAACAGACUGACCAUGUCAGUCCACUGCAAAGUUGGGGGCCUGAACUCAGGUAUUUUACUAGGCUCAACCGUAGACCUCUUGUUGAAGGAGACUGUGAUGUAGUUGUAGAAAAACCCACAUUUAUAAUGAAGAUUGAUGCUACUGUGAAUAUGUAUCACCAUUUCUGCGAUUUCGUUAACUUAUACGCUUCUCUACACUUAAAUGCAACCCAAAAAGACGCAUUUUCGACUGACGUACAAAUAUUAAUCUGGGAGACGUACACCUACCGAUCGGCCUUCGAGGAUACCUGGGAGGCGUUCACCGACCAUCCGAUUUUAGACUUAAAAGCCUUCCGGGGUGAGACCGUAUGCUUCAAGAACGUGGUGUUCCCAUUGCUACCUCGAAUGAUUUUCGGACUGUAUUACAAUACUCCCAUUAUUUAUGGUUGUGAGAAGAGCGGUCUUUUCGACGCGUUUUCCCAGCACGUCUUGCACCGAUUGAAAAUACCGUUCCACCAAAGAACUGAUCAUAGAAUUAAGAUUACUUUUAUAUCUAGGGACACGAAGUUCAGGCGGGUUUUGAACGAGGAUGAAUUGUUGGAGGAGCUCCGGAAAAAUGAGAAUUAUGAUGUGAAAAAGGUGGUGUACAAUAGGAAUGUUCCUUUUAAAACACAGUUGGAAAUAACUAGGAAUACUGAUGUUCUUAUUGGAAUCCAUGGAGCUGGAUUGACUCAUUUGCUGUUUCUACCCAUUUGGGCAUCUGUUUUUGAGCUGUAUAAUUGUGAAGAUUCUAGUUGUUAUUUGGAUUUGGCAAGGUUGAGAGGCGUUAAAUAUUUCACUUGGGAGGACACAUCAAAAUUAAUAACUCAACAGGAUGAGCCUCAUAAUGGUGGAGCUCAUGCCAAAUUUGCUAAUUACAUAUUUGAUAAGAAUGAAUUUGUAAGAAUUGUUGAUAAGGCAGCAGAGCAUGUUAAAAAUAGCACAAAGUUUAAUGAGCUUAUUGAGAGUGUUACUACAAGUUCUAAAGAAAAUAAUAUAGAGUCAGAAACAGAAAAUAUUACAAGUGAAGAACUAGAAAUAAAUAAAAUUACUCCUAAUGGAGAGGAUGUAUCAAACAAAAACUUUGAUGAUACUGAUCAAAAUUCAAUUGAUAAACUGAAAGAUUCAGUUGAACAUAUUUCAAAUUUGGAACAAACUAACAGUGAUAAUAUAAUUUCAGAUACUAAUCACGACGAACUAUAAUUAAAUUAAAGAAUAUCUGAAAUGUCUUACUUAUUUUUAUAAUCUCAUAUUUUAGUUUUAAGGCAAACUAAUGUGAUCAUAUUUUUAUAAUAAAUUUAUUAUUGCUUAAAA